AUGUUCAACGCCCUUGUUUCGGUCUGGGCAGAGAAGUACACUUACGAUGAGAUUGCCGAAAAGACAAUCCUGUUCUACCGAAGAUAUGCAAUCAAUCGCCACAAAGCCACGGUGUCGACCCCAGCCUACCAUGCGGAAGCGUAUAGCUGCGAUGACCAUCGCAACGAUCACCGCCCCUUCCUUUAUCCGGACUUCCAAUAUCAAUUCCAGCAGAUUCGAGAGCGGGCCAAGCAACUUGCCAAGAUA
This is a messenger RNA of Mesorhabditis spiculigera, 246 nucleotides long. The record is from the annotation of a GenBank genome assembly. NCBI's taxonomy places the organism in Eukaryota, Metazoa, Nematoda, Chromadorea, Rhabditida, Rhabditidae.